Messenger RNA from Hansenula ciferrii, 1047 nucleotides. RefSeq lists its product as uncharacterized. The record is from RefSeq and is a predicted model, not a curated record. The transcript has a single exon. NCBI's taxonomy places the organism in Eukaryota, Fungi, Ascomycota, Saccharomycetes, Phaffomycetales, Wickerhamomycetaceae. Bases 1 to 1047 code for a protein of 348 amino acids.
AUGGAACAGCUUACACUUGAUCACUUGGAUCACAUGGAUCAUACAAUACCUCAUAAGAAUAUAGUAUUUGCAUUAGCUCAAGGAAUAUGGGAAUUACCAAUUUUUUUUUAUAAAUCAUUAACAAAUAAAUUUUAUUCAAAUCAUUCACUUGGUGCAAAAUUUGAAAUUUCAUUAUUAAAAUCAUUUAUUAAAAAUUUACAUUAUAAACAAUUACAAAUUUUUUCACCAAAUAAAUCAAUUAAAUAUCAAUUAUUACAACAAUCAAAUAACCCUAAAUUUGAAAAAUUUAAUAAUUUUGCUGUGGAAUAUUUACCUGGUACGAUAUGGCUUAGGGAAAUUCCUGAUAGAACUCCUCAAGAUCCAGUUAUUUUGUUUUAUCAUGGUGGUGCUUAUUUAUUUCAAUUUAGAUCAGAUACUCAUUUAAAAUAUUUAACUAAAUUGGUUGAAAAGUUACCAUCCAAUUAUUCAAUUUUAUUAAUUGAUUAUCCCCUUCAACCUCAUCCAACUCCAUUAGAUUAUAAUCUUCAAUUAUGGGAUGAAUUAUUCAAUAAUUUAAAUUUAGAAAAUAUAAUAACAAUGGGUGAUUCAGCAGGUUGUAAUUUAAUCCUAGAAACAAUUGCAAAUUUGCAACAAGAUGAAGAAUUAGGUUUUAAGUUCCCCAAGAUUUGUUUUAAACAUGUUUUAAUAUCUCCAUGGAUUGAUUUAUCAUUAAAUUUACCAGAUCCAAGAAUAACAAAUUUAAAUAAUGAUAUCUUGGAUCCAAUUUGGUCUAGGAGAUGGGGUGAAAUUUAUCAUAAUAAUUCAUCAAGUUUAAUAAAUUUAGAAGAAUUUAAAUUUAAUAAAGAUUUAAUUCAAAAUUCAAUUAUAAUUGUUGGAGAAUUAGAAAUUUUAUAUGAAGGUGUUGUAAAAUUUUCUGAAAAAAAUGGAAUUAAUUAUAUUGUGGAAAAACAAGGUAUUCAUGAUCAAAUUACAAUGGAAAAUUUACUUGGUUAUAAAAUUAAUGGUAAAAUUUUUAAUCAAAUUAUAGAUUUCAUUGUGGAGAAAUAA